Messenger RNA from Ochotona princeps (American pika), 2486 nucleotides. RefSeq names its product kinesin-like protein KIF9. Gene Ontology annotation, molecular function: microtubule binding; microtubule motor activity; ATP binding. The transcript has 21 exons. Gene Ontology annotation, biological process: microtubule-based movement. The record is from RefSeq and is a predicted model, not a curated record. Lineage: Eukaryota; Metazoa; Chordata; Mammalia; Lagomorpha; Ochotonidae. The coding region runs from base 25 to 2346 and encodes 773 amino acids.
CUAAAUGAGCUCGUGCAAGCCGUGAUGGAUAAUAAGAAGAAAGUUCACGCAUAUGUCCGUGUCAAACCCACCGAUGACUUUGCUCAUGAGAUGAUCACAUAUGGAGAUGACAACAAGACCAUCGGUAUUCACUUUAAGAAAGGCACAAGGAGAGAAGUUGUCAACCACCAGCAGACAGACUGGUUGUUCAAGCUGGACGGCGUUCUCCAUGAUGCCUCCCAGGACCUGGUCUACGAGACAGUCGCCCAGGAGGUGGUUUCCCAGGCCCUCGACGGCUAUAAUGGCACCAUCAUGUGUUAUGGGCAGACAGGAGCUGGCAAGACUUACACCAUGACGGGGGCAGCUAAGAAUUACAAGCACCGGGGGAUCCUCCCUCGUGCCCUGCAGCAGGUUUUUAGGAUGAUCAAAGAACGCCCCACACAUGCCAUCACCGUGAGUGUUUCCUACUUGGAAAUCUAUAACGAGAACCUCUUUGAUCUGUUGUCCACUCUGCCCUACGUGGAGCCUUCUGUCACACCAAUGACCAUCGUGGAAAAGCCUCAAGGAGUCUUCAUUAAGGGCUUGUCAGUCCACCUCACCAGUCAGGAGGAGGACGCACUCAGCUGCCUGUUUGAGGGAGAAACCAACAGGAUGGUAGCCUCCCACAUGAUGAACAAAAACUCAUCCAGGUCGCAUUGCAUUUUCACCAUCUACGUGGAGGCUCGUUCUUGGACCUUAUCAGAUGAAAAGUACAUCACUUCCAAAAUCAACCUGGUGGACCUGGCAGGCUCCGAGAGGCUGGGCAAGUCUGGGUCCGAUGGCCAAGUCCUAAAGGAAGCCACCUAUAUCAACAAGUCACUGUCGUUCCUGGAGCAGGCCAUCAUCGCCCUAGGGGACCAGAAGCGGGAUUACAUCCCCUUUCGACAGUGCAAGCUCACCCAUGCCCUGAAGGACUCGUUAGGGGGAAACUGCAACAUGGUCUUGGUGGCAAACAUCCACGGAGAAGCUGCCCAGUUGGAAGAAACGCUGUCCUCGCUGCGCUUCGCCAGCAGGAUGAAGCUAGUCACCACGGAGCCCGCCAUCAACGAAAAGUACGAUGCCGAGCGAAUGGUCAAGAACCUGGGGAAGGAAGUGGAGCUGCUAAAGCAAGAGUUGGCCAUCCAUGACAGCCUGGCUAACCGCACGCUCGUGACCUACGACCCCAUGAAUGAAAUGCAGAUCGCCGAGAUCAACUCCCAGGUGCGGAGGUACCUGGAGGGAACACUGGACGAGAUCGACAUCAUCAACCUCAGACAGAUCCAGGAGGUCUUCAACCAGUUCCGGGUGGUUCUGAGCCAACAGGAACAGGAAGUAGAAUCGGCUCUGCGCAGGAAGUUCACCCUCACAGACAAGAGCGACAGUACCGCCAUCUCCACUGUCCAGAAGUCAGGGCCCGGGACUGCUGACACUCAGCUGGUAGGUGAGCUGGAUGGAGAAGGCUUUGGACUUGGGAUUGCCCCUCUCUCUACCAAACCCGGAAAGAGAUCCAGGUUCAAGAAGAUGUUCAAAGCACAGCCCAGGACCUCAGCAAGAAAGAAGGGUACCAGCAACUCCGUGAGUGGCAAGGAACUGGAUGUCUCCCCCUCCAAGACCCAGGUGGUCCCAGGGGAUGGCAAAGACAUGGUUUUGCGGGACCAGGAGACCCCCAGCAUGGAGCGCCUUCCCUCAGACUCCCCAAAGGAGGAGUUACGCCCACCCAGACCCAGCACCCCACCCUCCAAGGCUGUGGCCUUUGAGGACUUUAAGAAGGAGCGAGGGAGCGUGAUCAACCGCAUCUUCAAAGAGAACAAGGCCAUCCUGAACGAGCGGAGCAGGAGAGCCAGCGAGGUGACACAGCGCAUCAACGCCAUCAAGAAGGAGAUCGACGAGACCGAGGAGGUGCUCGAGUUCCAGAAAUCACUAGGGGAGAAGCAAGGUGAGUACAAGGCCGAAGGAGUGCUGGUGGUGGACGAGGAGGAGUUCCAGCUGAUCCUGAGGCUCAAAGACCUCAAGAAGCAGUACCGCAGCGAGUACAAGGACCUGCUCGACCUCCGGGCCGAGAUCCAGUACUGCCAGCGCCUGGUGGACCAGUGUCGCCACCGCCUGCUCACAGAGUUUGACAUCUGGUACAACGAGUCCUUUGUCAUCCCUGUGGACGUGCAUCUGGCACUGAAGCUGGGUGGCAACAUCUGGCAGGGUAUGAUGCCCUCUGGCAGGAUCGCAUCUCUGGGAGAAGAUGAGCAGGACAAGUUGACCCAACUGCAGCAGACCGUCAUGCCCGAGGGCCCUGAUUCCAUCUCCUACAAUGCCAAAGUCAAGACAGAACAGAAGAAGCCAGUUAAGCCCUAGUGACCUGUGUGACAAGAGGAACCGGUGGCCACAGGCAAGUCCUGCACAAGAAUCCAGCAAAUGUAAAAGGAAAAGCAUGCCUGUAGUGCUUAGGAACACAAAAGUUGUCGUUAUAAAUGAGGUUUCAUGGCAAAAAAGGA